UGAUAUAUAUCAAGAUGUAUCCAUUUAAAAGAAUUAGACUAUCAUUUUGCCACAAAGUUAGUUGAAUCGAUUGUGCAGUGAUACCAUGUGUUGAGAUCCAUAUCGAAUCACAUGAGAGGAAAAAGAACACAUCCCUAUAGUUUCUUUGAUAAAGCAAUAAUGUAAAAGAAAAUGAUAAAGGUUUAAAAACAGUUUACAUGAGAAUCAAUUCCACAGGAGCAACCACAGUAAAUCUAUGAUUACUUUUAUGAAGAGAACCAUACAUAAAAAAAGAAUAAACAAAAGACCAAAAAUAAAAACUUGCUCGACAUCUGAGUGUGCAUUAUGACCUCCCAACACACGAUGGCGGUAAUGCGCCAUAGAGCCCAUUACCAGUUGUCGUUAAAACAGGAAGUAAAUGACAAAAUGCACGCUGCACCGAUAACAGUAAUGUUUUGAAGACGACACGCUAUAAAUUAGAAUCUUUCCAACAUUUUUUCGUCCUCAUAUUUUUAAUGAAUCGGUCAAACCCCGCAGGUCUUUCGGGCCUAUGCCGAGUCACCGAUCAGCUUUACCUGAGUAGCCGCAAAUCUGCUAACGAUUCCUCUCAGCUGAAGGUAAACAAGAUCACCUGCAUCAUCAACGUCAGCGAAGCCAGGAGCAGCUGUCCUCCUGGGGUGGAUGAGUACGUGCACAUCCCGGUGUCGGAUUCUCCACUGUCCAAUCUCCGAGAUCACUUCGACUGGGUCGCAGAUAAAGUUCGAGUCACGGCUGAGAACGGUGGUCGGACGUUGGUGCACUGCAACGCGGGAGUGAGCCGCUCGGCCGCGCUGUGCAUGGCUUUUCUGAUGAGGCACCGGGGCGCCACCCUGCUGGACGCACACGCGUGGCUGAAGAGCUGUCGACCCAUUAUUCGGCCGAACCACGGGUUCUGGAGACAGCUUAUCGUGUAUGAGACCGAGCUGCGAGGAUGCAGCUCGGUCCGAAUGGUGCCUUCUCCCAUCGGAGAGAUACCGGACAUUUAUGAAGAGGAGGUCAGGAACAUUACCCCUCUACUAUAAUACUUUACCUCUGCUUAUUGAUUCUCAAUAGUUUUAUAUCAAUACGUCCCUGAUUUAAUGUGUCCUUUUUGGGGAAGGACUGUAUUUCAACAAAUCAGCAAGGAACUAUCCCCUCAUGCCACAUUUUGCACUGUGCCCUGGUUUGUGCAGCAUGAGGAUAUUCUUGAUAUAAUUUCAUCUAUAUAUCAUUGCUAAAAUUAGAUUAAAUAAAGCUCUUCCCAACCUUUCUUCCUUUAUCCACACAAAGUCAAGCAUAUCUUGUAUUUUAUUUACACAUUGAAAUUCUCCUGUUAUUUUAUUGUUACCUGGUUUUACCACAAAAAACUGUUUUUACUUUCUAUAUUGAUUUCUCACAAGUUUGAGAAUUUAUGUUUUAUAUAUUUUUAUACCUGCUUUCUUUACAGCAGCAGAUAUCAAAACAUGUCAAAAUUAAAACUCACGUGACUCAAGACUGUGUAUAAAAGCUUUUAUUUCUUAAGGAAAAGAAAACACCCAGCCUUUCAGUUUCUAGUGUGCAGAAAAACAGAACUCACUAACAAACUCUCCAAACCUUUUGUGUUUUUGCAGCUUUAGUUUUUAAAUAAAAUGUGUUUUACAAAUACGGAAAAUGUUAUAAGUCUAUUAUGGUUUUCACAGUAAAGGUAUUCUUUGUAAUGGGUCCUAACCGCCAAUAAGCAAUUGGAUUUGUAUUCAUCUUUUACAAGAAACAUGGUUUGCUAAUCCACCACCUAGAAAUAAAUAAUUGCUAAACAGGCACUAUGAGAGCUAUGCAAAUCACAGAAAACUAUUUGGCCAAAAACAAGUGUCAUUUAUAGAAACAAACACAAA
This is a messenger RNA of Oryzias latipes (Japanese medaka), 1868 nucleotides long. The record is from RefSeq and is a predicted model, not a curated record. NCBI's taxonomy places the organism in Eukaryota, Metazoa, Chordata, Actinopteri, Beloniformes, Adrianichthyidae.